CCACCUUCCUCCUGGGACGUUAGCUGUCCUCCAACGUCUUAAUUCAGCUUCCUGAUUCUCUUUCCACGUGCCUCGAUCCAGCGUCCUCUUAAUUCGAGAAGUAGUCAACAUGUCUUCUUCCGAGGAAAUUAAGCAGGCUCAGGCUCGCAGCCGAGUCUUCUUCGACGUCACCAUUGGCGGCAAGCCAGCUGGUCGCAUCACCUUCGAGCUGUUCAACGAUGUCGUGCCGAAGACCGCGGAGAACUUCCGUGCUUUGUGCACCGGUGAGAAGGGGGUGGGCAAGACGGGCAAGCCACUUCAUUACAAGGGUUCCAUAUUCCACCGGGUCAUCAAGCAGUUCAUGAUCCAAGGCGGCGACUUCACUGCCGGCAACGGCACUGGCGGCGAGUCAAUCUACGGCACCAAAUUUGAAGACGAGAACUUCGAAAUGAAGCACGACCGUCCCUUUUUGCUGUCCAUGGCCAACGCUGGUCCCGGUACCAACGGCUCUCAGUUCUUCGUCACGACUGUCGAGACGCCACAUUUAAAUGACAAGCACGUUGUGUUUGGUCAAGUGCUCAGCGGCAAGUCUGUCGUGCGCCAAAUCGAGAAUCUGACGACUCAAAACGACAAGCCAACACGGGAUGUAAUUAUUGCAGACUGUGGCGAGCUUCCGGACUCCGACGCCAUUGCAGCCGAGUCCAGGGUUCCCGAUGCAUUUGGCGAUAACUACGAGGACUUCCCUGAAGACCAGAAUACUGACGGCAAGCCCCCAGUGGCAGACAAAAUUCUCGAAAUUGCCAGUGGCUGCAAGGAAUUUGGCAACAAGGCGUUCAAGAGCGGUGAUUUUAGCGUGGCACUUGACAAAUACCAAAAGGGACUACGAUAUCUCAACGAGGACCCAGAACUCGACAAUGAACCGUCGGGCACCAAGGAGAAACUGGAUGCUCUGCGCGUCACUCUCAAUAGCAAUGCAGCGCUUAUGAAUCUUAAGUUGGGGGCAUGGGAUGAGUGCGUGCGCGCUGCCGACAAUGCACUUGCCGUCCCGGGCAUUUCGGACAAGGACAAGGCAAAGGCGCUGUACCGGAGGGGUUAUGCACAAGUGCGCAUGAAGGAUGAGGAUGCCGCUCUUAAGAGUCUCGAGGAGGCGAAAAAGCUAUCACCAGAAGAUGCCGCCAUUACCAACGAGCUAGCCAUUGUCAAAAAGGCGGCAAGUGCGAGAAUCGCCAAGGAGAAGGCCGCCUACAAGAAAUUCUUCACUUGACCUGUGGCAGGCUGAAAACUACUUUGAUGUGCCUUGUCUCUCAGGUGCUCAUCAGGA
Lasiosphaeria miniovina is the source of this 1300-nucleotide messenger RNA. Its product is annotated as cyclophilin-like domain-containing protein. NCBI's taxonomy places the organism in Eukaryota, Fungi, Ascomycota, Sordariomycetes, Sordariales, Lasiosphaeriaceae. The transcript is spliced from 2 exons. Gene Ontology annotation, biological process: protein peptidyl-prolyl isomerization; protein folding. Bases 110 to 1243 code for a protein of 377 amino acids. Gene Ontology annotation, molecular function: protein binding; peptidyl-prolyl cis-trans isomerase activity. The record is from RefSeq and is a predicted model, not a curated record.